Messenger RNA from Penicillium malachiteum, 2142 nucleotides. Its product is annotated as ankyrin repeat domain-containing protein. Bases 1 to 2142 code for a protein of 713 amino acids. The transcript has a single exon. Lineage: Eukaryota; Fungi; Ascomycota; Eurotiomycetes; Eurotiales; Aspergillaceae. The record is from RefSeq and is a predicted model, not a curated record. Gene Ontology annotation, molecular function: protein binding.
AUGGCUACGAUUAAUUUCACUUCCCUCCCCACGGAGAUUCAUUUCAUGAUCUCAGAUUCCCUGGAAUACCUGGAAGAUGUCAAUGUCCUGAUACAAACAUGUCGUUUCUUCUACUUCCAACUCAAUAAUUCUCUUUACCGACGAAUCGCUCGAAAUACCCUAGACCCCGUUGAAUCGCAUCUGAUGAAGGACAACGUUAUAAAUGAAAGAAUCACUGUUCUUCACUGGGCUGCAAGAAAUGGGAACCACGACGCUGUUCGUCGUUUACUUCAGGCUGGUAUUCCAGCUGAUCCCACCCAGGAAACUCUGCACCCGAUUAUGCUAGCCGCGUAUCAUGGUCAUGCAGAAACAGUUCGGACGUUUCUGGAGUAUGGAGUUGACCCAACUCCACAGACCGGGUUCGAUAUGCCGAGAUAUUUGACUAACAACCCUUUGACUGAGGCUGCAUCCUCUGGGCAGGAGUCAGUGGUCAAACUGCUAAUCGACUAUGGCGUCCCGCUGGAAUUUGGUCCAGAGAGUAGUGGUAUUGUCUGGCAACCUUUGUAUUUGGCAGUGAUCAAUGGGCAAAUCGGGGUGGCAAAGCUACUCCUUGAUCAAGGGGUGAGCCCAUUAACCCCGAAUUACAAAGAGAAAGAAGAGAUCUCAGGCUUGAAAUCCAACGCGCUGUUAUCAAGUAACAGUUUUGAAAUGCUCCAACUUUUACUUGAUAAAGUCGAGCUUCCGGAAUUGGUAGACUUUACACAACCUGAUGGCCUUCUUCCAAAUCUUGCAAGAGAAAAGCUAGAUCUACUACUUGUCAAAUUUCUGUUCAACUUUGCAAAGCCUCCCGAGGAACAAAUUACUUAUAUACCGGCCUCAGGGCGCUUGUGGCCCCAUCCUGACUUUGACUACGAUAUCUUCUCUCAAUUUGCCUACACAUCAGGCUCGCAGCCUGAGGUAGCUCAGUUCUUGCUGGAUCAGAUUGAUAUUGAUGGCAUAUUGGGAUGUCAGUACAUAAGACCUAUAAUUGGUCUCAUGCAUGGUGCUGCACGUAUGGGUGAUAAACCUUUAUUAUCCAAACUAUUCCAGGUGGAUUGGACGCGAAAAAGGCCAUUCAUUAAAGAUGGUGAUUGGGGGAUGAUCUUGACUCGGAUUAUGGAGAAGUGUAUUCGUUAUGGUCAUAUCGAUAUAAUUGAGCUGCUCCUUAUGCAUGGCGCAGAUGCGGAUGGGACCAACAUGCGGAGUAAUAGACGCGAUGGACUCCACGAGCGCCUUUCACCUUAUAGAAAGGCUAUCAAAAGAGGGCUAUUAGGUAUCGCAGAUCUCCUUCUCGACUACGGAGCUGAUCCAUUCCAGGGCGGAAUCGAGCCCGGCGUUUAUUUCAAUGUUGAUAACCCAAGGGUCCGAUGGCCAAGGGCACUAGUAUCUUUACUUGAAAUGGCAGCAUCUUCAGUUGGGACGAAUCUUACAACCGCACUGUUUCUUAUUAAGAAAAAUCCCACUAUCUAUCGCGUACAUGGAGUGGUAGCUGCAGCGGCAACUAAAGGCAAGGAAACUUUCAAUAUGGUACGGGAUUAUGUAGAGCCCGGUGUACCACUACAGCCAGAUAACUCGGUUCAUCAAAGGGCGAUGGUGAUAGCAGCUGAACAUGGACACAUUCCCCUCCUUGUACAGUUUCUUGAAGCUGGCUUCCAUCCAAACAAGUUGGGCGUCCAUAAUUCCUGUCUCGGUGCUGUGGCUAUGUCGACUUCGAUAAAAUUCAAGGUCAAGCAGAAGACAAUCAAUUUUCUUCUUGAAAACGGAGAAGAAAUUGACCGGAACUUCGGUUGGGACUCGAUUACUCCAUUGAUGUCGGCAAUUAGAAAGAAGGAGGAACACAGCAAGGAUGAUGAAAAAGUUAUACGAUUGCUAAUUGAAAAAGGUGCCAAUCCAUUUCAAUUUGGGAUGGGUGCUAAACUCAAGUUUGACCAAUUUGCGCUGUACAAGGCUGUGCACUGCGAUAAUUUACCUAUGAUCAAAGUCAUUCUCCAAUUUCUUCAAGAGAAAGACAUACCCUUUGAUCAAAUGAAAUCUAUUGUCGAGACGGCAGCCAGCAGGACAAAUUGGAGGGUUGCUAAACUUCUAUGGCGUUGGUACUGGUCUAGAUGUAUUCACCAAGCAUAG